AUGAGCAUGCUCAUGUCUUUCCCGCACGGUCUCGCCAUGCCGGCACAGGCCCAUCCAAGCUGGUGCAGGAGCCGGGCUGCGGCGAGAGCUGGGAGAUGGGCCUGCAAGUCCACCGCGACAGCUCAUUUCGACAACGCGGUGACGGGGAUGCGGCCGCAAGAGCAGGCGGAGGCGGAGGUGGCGCGGACUCUGAACCUGAGCGGGUGGGUGGAGAAACAGGUUCUGCCGCUGCUCACCCCGGUGGAGGACGCGUGGCAGCCCAGCGACCUGCUCCCCUGCUUCUCCCUCACUUCAGCUGGCCGCUCCGCCGAGCAGCAGCCGCCGCCCUCGAUGAUGAUGAUGACGACGGAAGAGCUCCAGGACCAAGCCUCCGGCGUGCCGGACGACGUGCUGGUGUGCCUGGUGGGCAACAUGGUAACGGAGGAGGCGCUGCCGACGUACAUGUGCGUGGGAAACCGGGUGGCGGGCUGCAGCGACGACACGGGCUGCAGCGACCUGCCCUGGGCGCGCUGGAUACGCGGAUGGACGGCCGAGGAGAACCGCCACGGCGAUCUCCUCAACCGCUACCUCUACCUCUCCGGCCGUGUCGACAUGCGCCAGGUCGAGCGGACCGUCCACCACCUCCUCCGCAACGGCAUGCAGAUGCUCAGGCCGUCCAGCCCCUACCACAACAUCGUCUACGGUUCCUUCCAGGAGCGUGCCACCUUCAUCUCCCAUACCCACACCGCCAAGCACGCCGCGCGCCACGGCGACCGCUGCCUCGCCAAGAUCUGCGGCGUCGUGGCCGCCGACGAGAAGCGCCAUGAGACGGCCUACACCAAGGCGGCCGCCAAGUUGUUCGAGCUCGACCCGGACGGGAUGGUGCGGGCGCUGGCCGCCGUCCUGCGGGACAAAAUCACCAUGCCUGGAAAAAUCAUGACCGAUGGCCGCGACGCUGACCUGUUCGAGCACUUCUCGGCGGUCGCACAGCGCACCGGGGUGUACACGGCAAGGGACUACGGCGACAUGGUGGAGCACUUCGUGCGGAGGUGGAGGGUGGCGGACCUCGCCGGGGGGCAGCUGUCCGGCGAGGGGCGGCGCGCGCAGGAGUACGUGUGCGGGCUGCCGCGAAAGAUCCGGCGGGUGGAGGAGCUGGCCCACGACCGCGCAAUCAAAGCCGCGAAAGAGCCCGAGUUCGCAUGGUUCAGCUGGGUCUUCGACAGGUCUGUCUGCAUCAGAGCCUGA
This is a messenger RNA of Triticum turgidum subsp. durum (durum wheat), 1224 nucleotides long. Lineage: Eukaryota; Viridiplantae; Streptophyta; Magnoliopsida; Poales; Poaceae. The record is from the annotation of a GenBank genome assembly.